This is a messenger RNA of Rubroshorea leprosula, 1900 nucleotides long. NCBI's taxonomy places the organism in Eukaryota, Viridiplantae, Streptophyta, Magnoliopsida, Malvales, Dipterocarpaceae. The record is from the annotation of a GenBank genome assembly.
AAUUUGCUUUCUUGCCUCUGGCUGCCUCUACACUAGUAAUUAGUUGAUUCUAUUUUUCUCAUCCAAAUAUCAAGUGGUUUUAAAGGAUUUGAUAUUGUCUUUUCACCAAAGUGCUCCUCAAUUCAUCUUAUGGUUCUUAUUUGUUUAUCUAAAUGUCAUUACUAUGUUUUCUCUGUAUCACACAACCUAUUGAACCAUGUUGCAGGGCUCUUACAUACUGCUUCUCUGAAGCUGAGCUUUAGUGCUCAGCAUCUGACUUAAUGGAGUUUAUGUGAAUUGGAUAUAUAUGAGUUGGUAUAGUUGGCUUAUUGUUCAACUCUUGCAGCCGUUCAACCUAUACAUAGGCCAUAACAGACCCAAGGUAUGAAUUUCUUUCAUAUUUGAUAUAUUGAUUUUGUUAAAAACUUUCGUGGCUAACUUGAGCGUCUUAAGUUCCCUGGUAGAGCACACUUCUGCAGCCCUUCACCGUCUUUCCUCCUGCUUUCAGAUUGUGCUUUCUUCUGUACUAGCUGCCUCUACCUUCCUAUUCUACACUGUGAUUCAUGUGUGAUUAUGUGAAAGUGAAAGGAAUAGCAACUACUCACACAUUGCCUCUGCGGGAUCUUCACAUUCAUGAUUGCAAAGAGUAAUAGCAUAGAAAAAAGAGAAGGAAAUCAGACAAUGGAUGGAAGAGCUACAUUCACUCUUCUAAAAUUAACCUACUUUGGGACUUACAUGACAAAACAGAAUUGAAGAGAACCUGCUUGAGCAAUGGUUUGUUAUUCUCUUAACUUUCACAUUCUAAGUUAACUUCUUAAACUCAAUAACUUAUUUAAACUUGCGAGUACCAAUCCUGUUUUGUCAAUUUUUUAAUAUGGUAAGACAUGUCUUAACUCUUCUCAUGAUUCAGUGUUUUUUUUUUGGGGCCUCAACUCUGAUUCAGCAUUGCUAAUUCAAAUCUCACUGAAGUUUUGGCACUAGCUGAAGCACUCUAAAUUUGUGCAAUUUACUUCUUUUUAGUAAAAUAGAGUGAUCCAUCAGUUGCUGUGUCAUGGUCCCAAUAAAUUGUUAAUUAAUUGCUUGCACUUUUCCAUCCAAGAUUAAUUGGUUUUAGAUUCUAUUUUAGAGGAUUUAAUAUUGUCUUUUCUCCAAUGUGAUCAUUAAUGGAUGUCAUGGCUGUUAUUUGUUAACUUGAUCAUUGGUACCAUGUUUUCUCCAUGUUGGCUGAGGGACUCUCUGACCUUAUGGCAGCAAGUUUGCUUGAAGAAUUGGCCAUUGGGGAUUUCUUUGUACAAGGAUGAGAUUAAUGGAGGUUAUAUGAAUGUAUAUUACCUGCCGGUUCCUCAAUAGGGUACAAUGUGGCUUUGCUGUGGAGUCGGAUCCUCUUAGAGUUGGCAGAAAGGAAUUAGCCUUUGUUUCAAUAAAUAUAAUUGAAAUAGAGGUUUGCUAUCAUUUCACCUACUUUGAUAUUUCCAUUUGUACAAUUCAACCAUCUGUUCAAAUGAAACCCGGGGCAUUUGAAUUGUUUGAUAUAUAGCUGAAUUCAACUCUCCUGCAGAAGCCAAUAAUCUGCUUUUUGUGGAAUCCCUGGUUAGAGUUGUGUUUUAAACCCAUAUUCCUUCUGCUGUCACCAAGUUUGUGGGUUUAUUUGACAGGAGAGAGUUUUUGUCGGACUUAGCCUACAGUGGCCAUAAUUUCCUACUGAACUGCUUCAGAUAUCCACAAACAAAACCCAAGAUUUCUUCAUGUAAGGAGAGAGUUUUGCAGGCAGUAAGUUUUGGGGUUCUCUUUCAUACUUGCACAUAUGGUUAUGUAAAUGCUCUGUAAAUCAUCCCUGAAUCUUGCAGGCCACUAUGUACUACAACUUGUGGAGCAGGGUUUGUCUAUGAUCAACACAUGGACAUAAAAAUAUAAGUUUAUC